CGAAUAGGUCAUUCCCCAUUCAUAACAAACUCCAUAAACUUCACCCAAAGCAUCAGGAUCACUGUUCUCCAGAACAAUAAGUAAGAAAACCACAUCAGGCAACUACAAUGCUAUCACAUUCUGAGAUGGUCAAAGAGAGGAAGCAGCAAGCAUCCGCCAUCAUGAAGGAAAUCCAGAGAAAUGAAUCCCCUGGAAUGGACCUUGGAAAAAAGGUCAGCAUCCCCAGAGAUAUCAUGCUGGAAGAAUUGUCUCUGCUUAGUAAUCGAGGAGCAAGGCUAUUCAAGAUGCGUCAAAGGAGGUCUGACAAGUACACAUACGAAAACCUUCACUUUUUAUCCAGCAAGCCAAGAAAUCGAAAUGAGGUCAUACAAUGUGUUCAACUGGAUGUUAGUGGCAUGGAAGAUGGACAGCAGCAUGCACCAACCACACCUCCUAAUACACCUGAUCCAAGGAGUCCACCAAACCCUGAAAACAUUGCCCCAGGAUAUUCCGGACCACUGAAGACAAUUCCUCCAGAGAGGUUCAACACUACAUCUGUGCCAAAGUACUAUCAGUCACCUUGGAUAGAAGCCAUCAGCAAUGAUCCCGAGCUGUUGGAGGCUUUAUACCCUAAACUGUUUAAGCCAGAAGCCAGGCCAGAUCUGCCUAACUUUAAGAGCUUUAACAGAGUUGCCAUUCCGUUUGGUGGUUUUGAGAGAGCAUCGAAACUAGUUAAGUUCAAGGUACCAGAUUUCAACUUUCUGCUGCUAAAUGAUCCACGAUUCAUGGUCCUUGCCAAUCCUCUUUCAACCAGGCGGUCCUUCAACAGGACUCCUAAAGGAUGGACUUCUGAGAAUAUUCCUAUAAUGAUAACUAUACAGCCGACAGAGGCCAAUGGUGUUCCAGAAACAGACGACCUGUGAAAAGAAAGUAGUGUGUGCAUCACACAUCAGAAUCAGUAUGGCAGUAUUCUGAUCUUUUAACAUGCUCUACUUCUGUUCCAACAUCCUAUCUUAUGUAACUCAAAUGUAACAUCUGAUGCUGUAACUGUUUUCUGAAGUUUUAAUUUUCUUCU
Messenger RNA from Elgaria multicarinata webbii, 1054 nucleotides. RefSeq names its product myozenin 2 (gene MYOZ2). Gene Ontology annotation, molecular function: actin binding; telethonin binding; FATZ binding. NCBI's taxonomy places the organism in Eukaryota, Metazoa, Chordata, Lepidosauria, Squamata, Anguidae. The transcript has 6 exons. Gene Ontology annotation, cellular component: Z disc; actin cytoskeleton. The record is from RefSeq and is a predicted model, not a curated record. The coding region runs from base 108 to 902 and encodes 264 amino acids.